UGCAUCUGUCUUCAGAUGUAUAGCUCUACAAGAGAGCGUCUCACCCUCUCGAGGAAACACAUCUUAGUUAACGCAAUUCUUGUGUGCUUUUUUUGAUGUUUUGGAAGCCAUGGAGAGCGACUGUACGGAUUAACUUGCGUUUAGCAUUCUUCAACUGAGUCUGUAAUAAUUUACAGAGGAUAUCGCGGUUGUCUUUGGACCUUAAUGACAAGUUAGCCAACCUGUUUCGUGUGCCAUGUGGGAAUAAACCUCGCAGGAGGUGCCAUGCUAGCAACACAGAUGCCAGAUACGCCACCCGAGGCUAAAGAUGUCAAACAGAUCAAAGAGAGGCUGGCACAGUCACUCAAGGCCCUGCAGAAGCGAUAUGUAACGUCAGACACAGUGGUCACCAGUGAAGAUGCUGAUGCUAACCUCCUCUGCUGUGCCCUGGAGGCCAUCUUCAUCCACGGUAUCAAGAGCAAGUACAUCCGUUCGGAGGCUGGGGGCCGGGGUAAGAAGGCAGACCGAGGACCCCUCCCUCAGCCUUUCUUCUGGAGCCUCCUCAAGACAGUCACCCACCGUGAUGUGAUCACAGAGCUGGAGAAGAUCAGCUUUGUGGGCACGGACGUGGGUCGCUGCCGAGCGUGGCUGCGGCUGGCUCUCAACCACGGCCUACUGGAGUGCUACCUUGCAUCGCUGUUUCGUGAGGGCUCCAAGCUGCGGGCCCACUACCAGCCCAGUGCCUUGCUCCUGGACACUGAGGAGCGGGAAGUUCUGCUCAGCUACCUCCAGGGUCUGGCCUCACUUACAUUCAGCCUGUCCUACAAGUCAGCUGUCCUCAACGAAUGGACCACCACGCCUUUGGCUCUCGCUGGACUCUGCCCCCUGUCCCAGGCGGACACGCUCGACCUGCCCGUCAACGGAGGAGACCUUCCCACCUCCAAGCCCACGUAUAAAGAAUCUUGGGAUACAGUGUCUCAGUCGUCCGGCUCAUCCGAUGCACAGGAUGUGCAGAUAGGAUGCCCAGUGUUGGGGAGAGGGACAAGUGCACUACAAGGGGGUAGGACCGCACUCAACUCGUCUAAUUUAAGCCUGAACACCACAGGCUCCUCUCAGCUCUCCUCCAGCUUGAGCUCUGAUAGCCUCCUGCAGGGGCAGGACCCCCGCAGCCCGACAGGAGAGCAGUGGUCAUAUGACCUGGAAAUGCCCAUUAAUGUCAACAACAGCACCAAGAGGUCAAAGAAGGAUUCUCUGACAGAGUUCAGGGAGAGUGGCCACUGCAGUCAGGACUCCAUGCGUGAAGACUCCUUUGUCUCCAGCACAGGUCCAGAUCAGUACUCCGAGACGGCCAUUUUCAGUGGCUCUGACAGCGAGACCCAGGGUCCCCCAACACCAUCCCAAGACCAAGUGGGCACACUCCCAAACUCUGUACUGUCUGAUUCAGAGCCACCCCCAACAUCUGAAGACAACCAUGUUAACUACUCUCCCUCUGAUGUGUGCCUCAAUACUUCUUCUGAGUCACACUCGGACACAGACAUGCCCGCUACAGUCAGUGAGCCUGUGGAGCCUGUGGAGUCUGUGGAGUCUGUGGAGCCUGUAGAAGAAGUACGUGCAACCUUUUUUCAGGAGAGUCCUGAGCCUCUUCAGGUAGAGAAAAAAGCAGAGACUUCCGAGCCUUCAGUGCAUCAAGGCUCACGUCGCUCCACCAGCAUCCUGAGCACACAAUUGUCCUCAGAUUCUUUAUCACAUUCUCGUUCCUGGAUCUCUGACGAUGACAUCUACAAGCCCCAUCUGGAGGACAUGUCAGACCACGAUGAGGGGCCUCCUCCUGCUCCCACGGCCGAGCUCAAGGUUUAUCAGUCACCUCCCAGUGUCGUCCAUCGCAGACAAAUAGGGCUGUUCAACCCUUUUCGGGGCUUGCUGAAGCUCGGUCAUCUCGAGCGGCGAAGUGCGAUGGGAUUGUGGCGCGAUCACUACUGUGAGCUUUCGCCCUUCGAGUUCCGGCUCUAUCUGAAUGCAGAGGAGCGGACAUGUUGCGACAACUGCUCCCUGGUGCGGUGCGAGGACGCUCGCAUCGCUUCACCCGAGGGCCGCUUUGAGUUGGCCUUCCCUGGGAAGCGACUGUACCUCCGGGCAGCCAAUCGCGGCGAAGCUGAGGACUGGGUGGACCGGAUAGUAGAGGCCGUCAACAAAUGCCGUCCAGCAUCUCGCGUCGAUGAGCAGUGGGAGGUGCUGCAGUCCACCAGCGAGAAUGGUGUGGAUGUGUCCUCCCUUUCCUCCGCCCCCUCCAGCCCUGAGGGAGGUUCACUCUCGGACACAGGGACGUAUGAAGCGCAGGAGGCGCCGCCUCCUCCACAGGAAUUUGACUGGUCUCGGAGUGCCGAUUUGGAAACGGAUGCCAUCAAAGAAGCGGUUUUGUACUUCUCCACAGAUUCUGAGGCUCGGACAUGGGCGCCUCUGGUCUUCUCCCUCUCGUUGGAGGCUUUGAAAGGCUUUCGGGUACAGGAGGGAAGGAAGCUGCUGCGGCAAACCCACCCUAUUGAGGAAAUCCGAGAUGUGGUGCCCGACGUCUCUUCGGGAGGGCCGGCCUUUUUCAAACUGCUGACCGUCAGGGAGACGCUUAGACUGAGGGCGGAGAACCCAGAGGAGGCUCGUUCUUGGAGGGUUUUGAUCCGAGGAGCUCUGGACUCGUACCUGGAGAGUGGGGAGGACGGGGGCUCUGGAGAGCCAGCUGUACUAUGCCCGGGAGUGAGCGGAAAUCUCCAUAGACUGGUGCAGCACAGACUAAAAGAAGAUGGAGCACUUUUUGUUCAUCUGUGCACUGUGCCCUCAGAGAAGGGGCUGGACAGUCAGAGCUUCAAGUGUGCAGGGUGUUCUCAGCAGAUCGGCCCAUCCCUGGGCAGAGCCAGGCUUUGUGAGUUCUCGGGACAGUACUACUGUGAAUACUGUCACCACGGUGACGUCUCCAUCAUCCCUUCACGCAUGGUGCACAACUGGGAUCUCACACUACGAGAGGUGUCUAGGAAGGCCCUGCAUCUGCUGGCUCAGGUGGAACAGGAGCCUUUGCUGAACCUGGAGCGGCUGAACCCUGAGCUGGUUAACCAUGCUGAAUCCAUGGCUCAGGCCCACAACCUGCGGCAGAGGCUGCGCCUGCUGGGCGACUACCUGCUCACCUGCCGCAGCGGAGCCUGCAAGAAACUCCAAGCCAGAAUGGAGCAGCGAACGUACCUGUUGGAGUCGAGUCAUCUGUACAGUGUCAUGGACCUACGACAGAUAGCAGAGGGUCAAUAUGCAUCCUACCUGAGCACGCUGCUGCAGUAUGCCUCUAACCACGUGUUCCACUGCGACCUGUGCACCCAGCGUGGCUUCAUCUGUCAGAUAUGCCACGCUGAUACCAUCAUCUUCCCCUUCCAGUUUGACAUCACCACCAGGUGUAAAGAUUGUAAGGCUGUGUUUCACCUGGCCUGCAAGGCUGCUGAGGACUCAUGUCCUCGCUGUCAGCGGAUGAAGAAAUACCUGGAGAGAGAUCUGCAGGACUGAGCGCAGCCAGCAGGGCGGCGCUGUGUAGCCCACUUCUAACAAGGCCACGUUUUUUCAGGAAGCUAGAGGGGGCGCCGACGGGGCAGAAAAUCUAGCUUUUACAAUAAGUAACCUCAAGUGCAAUUACGAGUGCCCUAACUGACCUUGCAACGGAAGAGGAAGGUGUAAGAGUGACAGUGCUACAGUAGCUAGACUCGCUUGCAUUUCUGUAGAGGCCUCACGAUGCUGACAUAAUGCAGCCAAAUGGUACUGACCAGUGACUUUAAUACCUCUCUCAAUUCAGACUCCGCCACGGCAUCAAACAAGGGACCGUGAAGGUUGCUGCCAAGAAUCAUAUCCAACACAUUUUUUUUACAUCCAGUUUUUUAAAAGCUUUUUGUCUCAUUGUGUCGUAUAUAACAUUAUUCUUCUUCACCAUCAUGUUUACCAGAAAUGCUCCACAGAACAUUCUGCGUUUGUCUCAGAUGCAUUUAUUUAAACACAAUGCAGCAGUGAGGUUGGGUACUCAACAUGCAAAAUAUCAAAAACAAAUGUUCAACAGAUUUUCAUCGUGCCUUCUUUGUAAUUUAAGCUUUACACUAUUUUCCUCUUGCUGUGUGUUUAAUAUAGCACCAAAAAUCAAUAAACUAGACAGUUUUGCAUUUAAUUUACCAUAACAUAAUAUAUUUACAUAAUUACAUUGCUGCAUUAGAUACUGAUUUUGUGUAAAGGUGAUAAUCAGUCACCGAGAAGACUUUGUGGAAUGUUUCUCUCAGUCUAUCAACUCAACUUUUACAAACGGACAUAAAUGUAUGUAAAAUGAGGGCUGCACCGAUCCGACUUAAUUGGCCGAUACCGAUCCAAUACUAAGGUUUGGUUAUUAAGAUGUAUUCCUUACUGUGUGAAUGUGACUGGGAUCAUUCUUUUGUGUGUUAGUUAACAUCUGGCUGGAUUCAAACAUUGCUUUCCUAUCUUUGUAAAACAAAAUGUAAAAAAAAUAUGUAAUUGUUGUUUAUUAUUAAAAUAAAAAAAAUCCUGCACCAGC
This is a messenger RNA of Perca flavescens (yellow perch), 4543 nucleotides long. It is a transcript of the gene plekhm1, whose product is annotated as pleckstrin homology domain containing, family M (with RUN domain) member 1. NCBI's taxonomy places the organism in Eukaryota, Metazoa, Chordata, Actinopteri, Perciformes, Percidae. The record is from RefSeq and is a predicted model, not a curated record. The coding region runs from base 265 to 3519 and encodes 1084 amino acids. The transcript has 12 exons.